AUGAGCGCGACCGAUAUUGUACUUGUCGCCGGAAAGAAGAAAGACUUCAUUGAUGCUCUAAAAGCAUCCGGAAGCUCGGAAGGUUGGGUAAUGUCCUACGAUGACUACGAUGCGUACAUCACAUGGCUGGGAGCCGAUAAAAUCAGACAUGUUGUCGCCAAGACAAAACUAGGUGAAUUUAUUGGAUGUUGUAUAUGCUUCAAUAUGGAUGACAUGUUGUUUGUGGCACUGUAUUACGUUCGUCCGAAAUACCGUCGUAACGGCAUCGGUCAGCGUUUAUUCAGAACUGCAUUGCCUGCAGCGUUGAUGGAGAAGAAAAAUGCUGGUUUGCAUGCAGCGCCUAAGAUGUCUUCAAUAUACGACACUGUUCUCGGUUUUAGCAAUUACACGCCAUGGAAGACCGACAUCGUGCAAUUGCAAGAAAUUGAUAUCUCCAAAUUGAAAGAAAUUCCAAAGGGUGAUUGUUUCGUGAGAGAUAUUAGCAAAGUGAACAUCGAUAAGCUGGUUGAGUACGAUGAGACUGUUUACAAAUCUUCCAGGGAAGCGUUCGUAAGGAAUUUCAUUGCGAGACGAAAAGACUCAAGAUGCAAAGUAUCAUUCGCUAACACUCAUUCUUAA
This is a messenger RNA of Anisakis simplex (herring worm), 618 nucleotides long. The record is from the annotation of a GenBank genome assembly. NCBI's taxonomy places the organism in Eukaryota, Metazoa, Nematoda, Chromadorea, Rhabditida, Anisakidae.